Messenger RNA from Microcebus murinus (gray mouse lemur), 4098 nucleotides. The record is from RefSeq and is a predicted model, not a curated record. Lineage: Eukaryota; Metazoa; Chordata; Mammalia; Primates; Cheirogaleidae.
CUCAGUCUCUGACACACUUUCACUCACACACGCCCGCACUCCUGUUUGCUCACACUCGCGCUCACACAGCCUCUCACACUCGCUCACGCCCACGGCUCUGCUGCCCUGACACACGGACCUCCUCCUGAGCCCCCACCACGGGCCUGGAUUCCGGCCAGUGACCCCUUCCCGCCCUCCGGCAGUGACCUCGGCACCCUCGGGCAGCCCUAACUCGUCAGCCAGAAAGGACGGCAGGCUGUGGAGUGCGGGGGCCAGCCGCGCGGUCGGGACAGUCUGGCGCUCACCCUGGUCUCGCCUGCAGGUCACUACUGCCCAGCAGGGACGCCCUCCGCUCGCCCCUGCCCGGAGGGAACCCUGAGCCAGCGGGAAGGCGCCGUCUCCCCCAGGGCCUGCCAGCCCUGCCCUGCAGGGAGGUACUGCCCCGGCGAGGGCAACAGGCAGCCCGAGGGCCCCUGCUCUGCUGGCUACUACUGUGAGGGGGGUGCUGCAGGCCCCACGCCCCGGAGAAACUUCGCCUUCCCCCUCAACGGACCCUGCCCCCGCGGCCACUACUGUCCACAGGGGACUCCCUACCCGGUGCCCUGUCCCAUGGGAAAGACAAGGAACAGCCCCGGUGGCACCUCUGAGAGGAGCUGUGGGCCCUGCCCAGCUGGCUCCUUCUGUCCCAGCCUGGGCCUCGGCUCACCCACUGGGCCCUGCAUGGCCAACUCCAGCUGCCCCUCGGACCCCAGGGCCUCCAGCCCCACGGCUCUCCCCUGCCCUCAGGGUCACUUCUGCCAGCCAGGGGCUGCUUGGCCUGCCCUGUGCCACCGAGGGCACUACCAGCCCUCCCUGGGCUCCGACACCUGCAUCCCGUGUCCUCCAGGCUUUUACUGCCCGCAUCCCGGCAGCAUAGCGCCGAGGCUCUGCCCAGCACACGCCUACUGCCCAGCCGGGACGUGGUCCCCCUCUCUGUGUCCUCCAGGGACCUUCACUCCCCAGCACACGCUCGGCCUCCGGGAAGAGGGUGACUGCUCCACCUGUCCCCCUGGUCACUACUGCAGAGCCGGACAGGUCUGGGGAAAAUGUCCUGCUGGUUACUUCUGCCCACCUGGCACAUCUGAAGUGACGACACCAGGUCCCAGGAAGCCCCAGACGCCGUGUCCCCAGGGAAAGCUGUGCGCGGAGCAGUGUCCACCAGGAUUUUACUGCCCAGAAGGCAGUGGAGAGCCCAUCCUGUGUCCACCUCACACCCUGGUGGCUGCCCCUGGAGCCCAGAGGAAAGAGGACUGUGGGCCUUGCCCUCCUGGGCGCUGGUGCAAAGCAGGGGUCCUGGACACACAGCCCUGUCCCUCUGGCCACUACUGCCCAGGAGGGAGUGAGACCCUCCCAGGAGUCCCCCAGGCCUGUCCUGAGCAUACCUACCUGGCCACAGAAGGGGGCCAGAGUCAGGUGGAGUGCCUCCCCUGCCCCGCCGGGCACCACUGCCCAUGGCCAGGUCUCUCUUCCUUCGAAGACCACCCGUGUCCUCCAGGGUACUGGUGUCCAGGGAACCAGGGUCCCCUUCUCUGCCCACCUGGCACCUUUCGGGCUGAGCCAGGGGCAUCAGCGCCAGAAGACUGUGAGCUCUGCCCACCUGGCUACUACUGCCCCGAUGUGGAACUUAGAGGCCAUGCAAAUGUGUUUCCUGUCCCCUGCAGAGCUGGAUCUGAAUGCCCUGCAGGUGCUGCGGCUGAGGUCCCAUGUAGGGCUGGCUCCUACUGUGGGCCCCAGACUGGGGUCCCCCCACUCUGCCCUGGAGGCUACGCCUGCCCUGCUGGCUCCUCCUCCUACAGUGGCCCUGGGCAGCGUUGCGUGUUCCCUCACUACUGCCCACCGGGCAGCGCCCACCCUCGUGCCUGCCCGGGGGGCUCUGAGGCCCUGAAUGGGAGUGGCCUCAGGGUCUCCGAGGAGACUGGCUGUCGCCUCUGUGAAGCCGGCACCUACCGCAGCCAGGCACUGGACACCCUGCCCUGCACGCCCUGCCCACCCGGGUUCAGCUGUCCUCAGGGGUCAGAGAGCUACCACGGCCAGCCCUGCCCGGUGGGCCACUACUGCCCUGAAGGGACUGGCAGCCCCAGGCCCUGCCCAGCAGGGACCUUUGGAAGCAGCAGUGGGGCUGGGGCCGCGGGGGAAUGCCAGCCCUGCCCCGCAGGCACCUUCAGUGCCCUGCCCGGCCAGGCGGGCUGCCUGUCCUGUGGGAGCUCCGCUGCUUCUCCCCUGGGUGCCUCCAAAUGUACUUGCCGGGGCCUGAACAGGGUCUUCCAGAAGUCAGAUGGUUCUUGCAUCUGCCAGGCAGGACAUGUGUCCUAUGACAGCAGGGGCCUGGAAAGUGAAGAUGAAGAGGACGGCAGCGGCCAUGAGGACUGCCAGCCCCAGGUCCCUGAGCGCUGUUUGCCUGGAGGCGUCCGCCUGGCUGCCACCCGCAAGUGUGCGUCCCCCCAGCAGCACGACUGUGCCUCCUUCUGCCACCCGGGGGGCGGGGAGCUCAGCGCUGAACUGGGCAUGUGCAGAUGUCGGGAGUACGUCUCGGCAGAAGAGCUCUGUGACACCGAGUGUCUGGCCAGGGCCCCCCAGCUCUCCCUGGCCUGGGGUCCCCGCAGGAAGCUGAUACUCAGCGUGAAGAAUGAGGCUGGGGACAGUGUCCAGAGGGAAGUAUCGGGCACUCUGGGCCCAGACCAGCCCUUCCGAGGGAGCACCAGGGUCCUUCUGGUCCAGUUUGGCCUCCAUGGCGUCUUUGGCUUCAUCAUCUCCAGGGUGGACGCAGUUGGCUCCUUCCUCCUUGGACCACCCAAGUCCAGCCCCCAGCGGCAAAGGCGUAAUCAGACUGCACGCUCGGAGCACCCCAGCUACCAGGACCCCAGCAUCGAUCUGCGUAUUCCAAACCCAGUUGUCUGCCUCGUAGUGGGGGACGUGAUCCUCUUCCAGCUUCACAUCCUUCCCCACAACCGCUCAGCCAGUCACUACCCUGUGUACCAGAAGCAGCACCUGUUCAACAGCAACCCCCGCUGGGACUUCGGGGCCUUCCGGAGGCUCAGCCACCUGGUGCGAGAGACUCACCUCAACUUCUCAAGGUUUGCCCACCAGUUCCUAGAUCCGGGCACGUACGUGUUUCAAGACAAUGGGAGGCCGGAGAGCCUGGCCGUGGUGCUGGUGAAGGAGGACGGGGUGGCCUGUGGCCCUGGCCUGUCCCCCGUGCAGCCCUCCUCCCCGUAUCAGCUGAGCAGGCACGGCGUCCUCAGGCACAGGCUGCAAAACCUGGGUCCAGACUGGGCAGUGAUCACAGGCGUGCUGCUGUCUGUAGGCCUGGCCGUCUCCGUGCUGACGGGCCUGGGCCUCCUGCUGGGACCCUCCCCGCCCCACGCCAGCCCCACUUGGGCCUGGAGGCCUCGGUGGAGAAGCCUGGGGCAGCCUCUCGUGCCCGCAGAGUAUGUGCUCCUCGGGGACAGCCUCCUGUUCCAUGAAGACCUGGGUCCGCGGGGCUCUGGGGAUGGGGCCGACUCCAGGGAGAAGGCCGUGACCCGGGGCCCAGGGGAGCCACUCCCGGCCCAGACCCUGGAGGACUUCAGCAUCCGCACUCUCUACGACAAGCUCGAGGACCAGAGCCUGCACGUGGCAGCCCAGCUGAGCAAGCACAGGAGUGACGCGCUGGCCUUCUACAGGGCCACCCAGCAGCAGCUCCAGGGGCUUCAGGACUUUCUACAGGGCAUUGGCACGACUGAACAGCAAGCUCUGGGCAGGGGCAGAGACAUCAAGAUGGAGGCCAAAGCUGCUGCCAAGACAGACCCUGAGCAGAGCAAAGAGCCACAGGGUGACCACAGUGCAGCUUCUCCAAGGGAGCACCAGCAGCCACCUCUAGGCAACACCCCCAGCAUCUCCGCCCUGGGCUUCCCGCAGGAGCUUGGCCAAGUGAUUGCGGCCCUGGCAUCUGCACUGUCUCAUGCGUGCGGGCCGCCAGCUAGAGCCAGCAGAAAGGCCUCCGGUCAGCCUGGUGAGCGGCCUCCCUCCGCCAGCCCCUGGCACGUGCUCCUGGCAGCCCAGCCUCCACCCGCGGACCAGCGGCAGCAAAGCGCACGGUAG